Molecule: messenger RNA, 3039 nt
Organism: Canis lupus familiaris (dog)
Lineage: Eukaryota; Metazoa; Chordata; Mammalia; Carnivora; Canidae
Product: lysine-specific demethylase 4D
Exons: 4
Coding region: 892-2466 (524 amino acids)
Biological process (GO): chromatin remodeling
Cellular component (GO): nucleus
Molecular function (GO): histone H3K9 demethylase activity
Source: RefSeq, a predicted model, not a curated record
GUGAUGACGGCGGGGGGCGGGGCCGAAACGGCCCAGGGGGCGGGCGUUUGAAAUCCGUGCUUUCGAGUAGACCCGAAACAUCGUUUUAUACCUUCAAGAGCCAAUUACUUAAUGUCUCUCGCGUCCUUCCCUUCCCCGACCCCCUCCCAGCCUCCUUCGUUCCGCCGCUGCGUGGACGGAAAGCCCCGGGUAGCGGACCGCGAGUCCCCGGCUAGCGGGAGGGAGCGUAGAGAAGGAUUACACCCAAGUGUUUAAAGCCAACGGCUCCGGCUUCCUCUCUCCUGAGCUAGACCCAGCCAGCCUAGAGUGGGCUGCGGAAAAACUAGUGUUUUCAUUUAAUUGGAUAUGAAGAAAGAACAAAUAUGUACGGGGGCAACCACGAUCUUUAUAAAGGAGCACAGCAAAGUCAUUAAGGGAAAGAGAUCUGUAGCCUUUCUUGGUGCUAAAUUCCAGAAUGUAAGUUCCAGGAAAGCAGGAACCUUGUCUCUCUUGUUCACUGGUGUAUCCUCUGCAUAUAGAACAGUGCCUGGCACAUAAUAGGUGCUGAGCUUUCUCUAAACACUGCCCCGAAGAUAUAUCCUUAAGGAUACCCACUCAACAGUGGGUGAUUCAACAGACUCAGUGAUUCAACAGACCUCAGAGAACAGAGCUGGAUCUGACUGAGGAGCAUCACAGGCUUAGCCACCAUUAAUUCUGGGCAACUCUUCUGUUGAGAGUGUUGUUCCCUGAUGAAUCAGCAAGCCUAAUAAACGUUAUCACUUCUUUGGCAUAAAAGUCCACUGGUGGUUCCUGCUGACUCAGGCACUCAAAUCCAUUUUUGAAAAAGUAGCAUUUUCCAGCAUCAUCAACUAUCCAGAACAUACCUAAAAACUUUGGAGUUUGGUGCUUAUAAUGGAAGCCAUGAAAUCCAAGGCCAACUGUGCUCAGAAUGCAAGUUGUACCAUAAUGAUUUUUCAUCCAACCAAAGAAGAGUUUAAUGAUUUUGAUAAGUAUAUUGCUUACAUGGAGUCCCAAGGUGCACACCGAGCGGGCCUCGCCAAGGUGAUUCCACCCAAGGAAUGGAAAGCCAGACAGAACUACGAUGAUAUCAGUGACAUCUUAAUAGCAACUCCCCUCCAGCAGGUGGUCUCCGGGCAGGCAGGUGUGUUUACUCAAUACCAUAAGAAGAAGAGAGCCACGACAGUGGGGGAGUAUCGCCAACUGGCAAACAGCAUAAAAUACCGGACUCCACCACACCUGGAUUUUGAGGAUUUGGAGCGAAAAUACUGGAAAACCCGUCUCUAUGAUUCUCCGAUCUAUGGUGCUGACAUCAGCGGCUCCUUGUUUGAUGAAAACACGAAGGAGUGGAACCUUGGGCACCUGGGAACCAUUCAAGACCUGCUGGAGCAGGAGUGCGGCGUGGUCAUCGAGGGCGUCAACACCCCCUACCUGUACUUCGGCAUGUGGAAGACCGCCUUCGCCUGGCACACGGAGGACAUGGACCUGUACAGCAUCAACUACCUGCACUUCGGGCAGCCCAAGACUUGGUACGCCGUGCCCCCCGAGCACGGCCAGCGCCUGGAACGCCUGGCCAGGGAGCUCUUCCCGGGCAGCGCCCGCACCUGCGAGGCCUUCCUGAGGCACAAGGUGGCUCUCAUCUCGCCCACGGUCCUCAGGGACAGCGGGAUCCCCUUCAGUCGGGUCACCCAGGAGGCUGGCGAGUUCAUGGUGACGUUUCCCUACGGCUACCACUCUGGCUUCAACCACGGCUUCAACUGCGCAGAGGCCAUCAACUUCGCCACCGCGCGCUGGAUCGACUACGGCAAAGUGGCCUCUCAGUGCAGCUGCGGGGAGGCCAGGGUCACCUUCUCCAUGGACGCCUUCGUGCGCAUCCUGCAGCCUGAGCGCUAUGAGCUGUGGAAGCGCGGGCAGGACCGGGCUGCUGUGGACCACACGGAGCCCACGGCCGCGGACAGCCGGGAGCUGAGCGCCUGGCGGGGGGUGCGAGCCCCGGGGAGGGCCGCGCUGGGCCUGAGGCACCUCCCACCGCGCCGCGCCCCGCGUGCCCCUCGCCCCGUGGCGGCAGGUCAGGGCACCCGCCGCCGCGCCCCUCUGCGCCCGGCCUCUCCGCGCCCCUCGCCCACCCAGAGCUCCUCUGCCGGCCGGGCUGGUGCUGUUGCCGGCCGCACCUCCCGGGGCCCCGGCCCCACCCGGCCACCGACCCUCACUCCCUCUGCCCCAGAUCUGCAGCCCUCGACCGGUAGGUGUGGUCCUGGUCGUCGUCCCCGGGAACAGGGGGCUCAGGGAUCUGGCACCCAGGCCCGGGCCAAGAGGCGCCUCUCGGUGGGAACCGGGCACACGGCUCAGCACUCGGAGGCUCAGCCCCCGCCUGUGGGUGGAGGCUGGAUGCACAGCCCUGCACCGCUGAGUCCCGGGCUCCAGCAACCCGCUGAGGCUUCCUGGUCUGCCUGUGCCCCUGUUCCUUAAACCCAGGGGGCACCUUUGUAACCCACUGCUCUUGUGUGUGGAGGCUGCUGGAGACUGGCCACAUUAACAACAGAUCUUUGGGCGAGCUUGCAAGUCACAGGUCUUGCUUGAGAGUCCUUUGAUGUUGCCACUGAGACGUUGAGUCCAUGUUCCUUACCAAGUUUGCCAUAGUUGUUCUUCCUGCCAGACCCUAGGAUGUCUUUGGACAUGCUGAUUUCCCAUGUUGCCAGCAGGUUUCAUCCACUAGGCACUCUUGUGUCUCUGUGAACUGGGUCCUGCCAAGGUCACCAGAGCCUCAUCUCCUAUCCUCUGGGUCAACUAUAAAUGCUGCUGGGUUUGGUUCUCCUCAAUCUCCUUCCCUGUCCACUCCCCCCUCCCCUUUCCCAUUUUCUUGAAAAAACUAGGGCCUUUUGACCAAAUGGUCAGUAGAGACUCGGAAAAUAAUUCAUCAUCUUUCUGAGUCUUUGAUGUUAUUCAAACUGUGUUCUCAUCAGUAUUUGUUCACAAACAUAUUAAAGGUAACCAAAAUGUUCAAAUCUGACUGUUUCUAAUAAAUAUUGUCCAUUCAACCAA